AUGCGUGAGAUCGUCCACAUCCAGGGAGGCCAGUGCGGCAACCAGAUCGGCGCCAAGUUCUGGGAGGUCAUCUCCGAUGAGCACGGCGUCGACCCCACGGGCACGUACCACGGCGACUCGGACCUCCAGCUCGAGCGCAUCAACGUGUACUACAACGAGGCGACGGGCGGCCGCUACGUGCCCCGCGCGAUCCUCAUGGACCUCGAGCCCGGCACCAUGGACUCCGUCCGCGCGGGCCCCUUCGGCCAGCUCUUCCGCCCCGACAACUUCGUCUUCGGCCAGACCGGCGCGGGCAACAACUGGGCCAAGGGCCACUACACGGAGGGCGCCGAGCUCAUCGACUCCGUCCUCGACGUCGUCCGCAAGGAGGCCGAGUCCUGCGACUGCCUCCAGGGCUUCCAGCUCACCCACUCCAUGGGCGGCGGCACGGGCGCCGGCAUGGGCACCCUCCUCAUCUCCAAGAUCCGCGAGGAGUACCCCGACCGCGUCAUGUCGACCUACUCGGUGAUCCCGUCGCCCAAGGUGUCGGACACGGUCGUCGAGCCCUACAACGCGACCCUCUCCGUCCACCAGCUCGUCGAGAACUCGGACCAGUGCUUCACCCUCGACAACGAGGCCCUCUACGACAUCUGCUUCCGCACGCUCAAGCUCACGACGCCGACGUACGGCGACCUCAACCACCUCAUCGCGGCGGCCCUCUGCGGCACCACGUGCUCCCUGCGCUUCCCCGGCCAGCUCAACUGCGACCUCCGCAAGCUCGCGGUCAACAUGGUCCCGUUCCCCCGCCUCCACUUCUUCAUGGUCGGCUUCGCGCCCCUCACGUCGCGCGGCUCCCAGCAGUACCGCGCGCUCACGGUGCCGGAGCUCACGCAGCAGCAGUUCGACGCGAAGAACAUGAUGUGCGCCGCGGACCCCCGCCACGGCCGCUACCUCACGUGCUCGUGCCUCUUCCGCGGCCGCAUGUCCACGAAGGAGGUCGACGAGCAGAUGCUCAACGUCAUCAACAAGAACUCGUCGUACUUCGUCGAGUGGAUCCCGAACAACGUCAAGUCCGCGAUCUGCGACAUCCCGCCCAAGGGCCUCAAGAUGUCCACGACGUUCAUCGGCAACUCCACGGCCAUCCAGGAGACGUGGAAGCGCGUGGCGGAGCAGUUCACGGCCAUGUUCCGCCGCAAGGCGUUCCUCCACUGGUACACGGGCGAGGGCAUGGACGAGAUGGAGUUCACGGAGGCCGAGUCCAACAUGAACGACCUCGUCUCCGAGUACCAGCAGUACCAGGACGCGACGGCCGAGGAGGAGGGCGAGUUCGACGAGGACGAGGAGGGCGACGACAUGAUGGGCUAA
Molecule: messenger RNA, 1344 nt
Organism: Aureococcus anophagefferens
Lineage: Eukaryota; Pelagophyceae; Pelagomonadales; Pelagomonadaceae
Product: tubulin beta chain
Exons: 1
Coding region: 1-1344 (447 amino acids)
Biological process (GO): mitotic cell cycle; microtubule cytoskeleton organization
Cellular component (GO): microtubule; cytoplasm
Molecular function (GO): GTPase activity; GTP binding; structural constituent of cytoskeleton
Source: RefSeq, a predicted model, not a curated record